This is a messenger RNA of Salarias fasciatus (jewelled blenny), 2460 nucleotides long. RefSeq names its product general transcription factor IIH, polypeptide 1 (gene gtf2h1). Bases 193 to 1845 code for a protein of 550 amino acids. The record is from RefSeq and is a predicted model, not a curated record. NCBI's taxonomy places the organism in Eukaryota, Metazoa, Chordata, Actinopteri, Blenniiformes, Blenniidae. Gene Ontology annotation, biological process: nucleotide-excision repair; DNA-templated transcription. Gene Ontology annotation, cellular component: transcription factor TFIIH core complex. The transcript is spliced from 15 exons.
GUGUGACGCACCGCUUGGCAGUCAUGUCGGCGCUGAAGUCAGACCGCUCGCUGUUGGAGUAGUGAAAAAUCAGUCUUAAAUAGCUCGUUCUGCAGCUGUUAUUUUGGAGAAUGCUGCAUCCGAAGACUGUGCGUUAAGAGGCGUCGUUGUAUCGGUCACAGUGCGGAUUUGUCGAGUGCAUCUGUUUGAACCAUGGCGUCAUUGUCAGAGGAGGUAUUGCUGGUUGUGAAGAAGGUCCGUCAGAGGAAGCAGGAUGGCACCCUUUACCUGAUGGCUGAGCGCAUCGCUUGGGGGCCGGAGGGCAAAGACCGCUUCACAGUGAGCCACCUGUACGCCGACAUCCGCUGUCAGAAGAUCAGCCCAGAUGGUAAAGCCAAAGUUCAGCUCCAGCUGGUCCUUCACACUGGAGAGAGCACCACAUUCCACUUUGCCAAUGAGAGCAGUGCACUCAAAGACCGAGAUGCUGCCAAGGAGCUGCUGCAGCAACUGCUGCCCAAGUUCAAGAAGAAAGCAAACAAAGAGCUGGAGGAGAAAAAUAGGAUGCUUCAAGAGGAUCCAGUGCUCUUCCAGUUGUAUAAAGAUCUUGUAGUGAGCCAGGUGAUCGGUGCCGAGGAGUUCUGGGCAAACAGGUUAGGAGGCGUCAACAACACAGAACCUGCGACGUGCAACAACAAACAAGAAGUCGGCAUAUCCGGAGCAUUCCUGGCAGAUAUUAGACCUCAGACAGAUGGCUGUAAUGGCUUGAGAUACAACCUGACUGCCGACAUUAUUGAAUCCAUCUUCAGAACGUAUCCUGCAGUGAAGCAGAAGUACAGUGAAAACGUGCCUCAUACCCUGACGGAGAAGGAUUUCUGGACACGCUUCUUCCAAUCCCAUUAUUUUCACAGAGACCGUAUCAACACAGGAACGCAGGAUAUUUUCUCAGAGUGUGCCAAGCAAGAUGAGAAAGGGUUGAAAUCUCUGGUGACUCAAGGCGUGAAGAAUCCUUUGGUUGACCUCCUCUCGCUGGAGGAUAAAACUUUAGACGAGGGAUUUGGAAUUUGCACAACACAACCCUCAACGUCCUCCUCAAACAGGACAGUGAAAGAGAACAGCAACGCCGCCAUCAUAAAGCGGUUCAACCAUCACAGUGCCAUGGUGCUGGCGGCAGGCUCUCGCAAAGGGGAGGCUCCGACUGACCAAACCAGUGAGACGAGCAGUACGGACGGAAACUCGAGAGACUCUGACUUCUUUCAACCUCCUGUGAAGAAGGUUAAACUACAAGAAGCCAUCGAAUAUGAGGAUCUACAAAGGGAAAACAAGCUGAAAACAGUCGCACUAAAUCUGAAGAAGUCUGACAGAUAUGCUCAUGGCCCCGUUCCACUUCAGUCCCAACAAUAUACGACCAGCCAAGACAUCAUCAACUCUGUCAGCUACAUCCAGCAUGAGAUGGCAAACUACAAACCCAACCUUACUCAGGUGUUGUCCAGUGCAGCUGCCAGUUCUGCCAUCGCAGCGCUUUCUCCAGGUGGCGUCCUCAUGCAGGGAGGCACGCAGCAAGCCAUAAACCAAAUGGUACCAGCUGAGGUUCAAGGAGAGUUGAAGCAUCUGUAUGUGGCAGCUGGAGAGUUACUGAGACACUUCUGGUCCUGCUUUCCGGUUAACACGCCGUUUUUAGAGGAGAAGGUAAUAAAGAUGAAAUCAAACCUGGAGAGGUUUCAGAUGACCAAGCUACAUCCAUUUCAGGAGAAAAUUCAGCGUCAGUAUUUGAGUACAAAUCUCACAGGACACUUGGAGGAGAUGUUGCAGACUGCAUACAGCAAGUUCCACAUCUGGCAAACUCGGCGGAUGAUGAGGAAAACCUGAGCGCCGGGGAUGUGUCGAAAAGAAGACGAGAGACGUUGAUGCACGUGGAGGAUAAAUGGGUUGUGAAGGUCCUCUAACCUGCUGUGAAGACCAGAGCACAGCCUGACGGAACAAAGUUCACAAGGGCUACAUGAGGACGAGAGAGGGACGCUGCUAUAACUCCAACCGUUCGACAGAGACUAAUUGCAUCUCAGUCUAAAAAAACUGUAAUUAGGUUCUUUCUUUUUUUCUUUGUGUUUUCUCAAUGGUUGAAAGGUUAACGGUGGCAAGAGGACGUUUAAAAAAAAAAAAAAACGGUGUAAUGUGACCAAAUUUACAGAUUGACAUAAGAAAAACAGGCUCUCAGGUCAACAGACUGAAGUGUGGGGGAUGCAAGCGGAGGACUGCCAAUGUGUUUCUUCAGCGUACAAAGCGGAGAAAGACAAUCUCCCCUUCUGAACACUGGCAGUGAUUUGUGAAACCCAGCAAAUCGGAAGCCAGAGGGGAACGUGAAUAUAGCAAUACUGUAAAGACAUUUCACACUCGAGUGCAUUAGUGUGUGUGUGUGUGUGCGCGUGUGUGAGUCAAAUCACACUGUCACUGGUUUGUAACGUCUGCACUAUCUGUCUGCACUGA